Messenger RNA from Hibiscus syriacus, 3471 nucleotides. RefSeq names its product pentatricopeptide repeat-containing protein At4g19440, chloroplastic-like. Gene Ontology annotation, molecular function: protein binding. The record is from RefSeq and is a predicted model, not a curated record. NCBI's taxonomy places the organism in Eukaryota, Viridiplantae, Streptophyta, Magnoliopsida, Malvales, Malvaceae.
UUCCUUUCUAGUUUCGUUUCCCUCUUCCCAGUGGACACCUUGCCUGCAUUCCGCAGUCAAUUGAAUUGUCUACCUGCCUAGUCUUUUAGUUUUUGCAAGCCGAGUUAGCUGAGUCGACUCUCGGAAGGGGUGUAAGUAGGUGGGUAAAAAAAAUAUAUAUGUUUGUUGUGUGGAAAUGGGUAUGAGCGUGGCUGCUUAUUAUCCUCUUGAUAUCCCAUGAACCAAUGAUCCCGUUCCCAUUUUCAAUUUAACCAUUUUCGUUUGCUUAUCUUUUCCCAAAAACAUUGUUAGCAAUGGAUGUGAGGAGACUGGCGGCUGUCACCAAGCCCAUCUAUAUCUCCACCCCAAUCACUCGCCCCUUGACCUGCGUAACAUCGUCGUCUACCACCCUUUCUCCCGCUGUUCCACAGCUCAAUCCUUCGCCUCCACCGCCUGUGAAUCCAAUCCAUUCCUCCUCCCACCCUAAUAACCGGAGUUUGCUGGAUAGUCUGUCUUCUAUUCUCUCUAAGCCAUCCCUGGAUUCGUCCAGAUCCAAACAGCUCAUUCCUCUUUUGUCCCCUUCCGAUUUUGAUCGAUUCUUCUUCGAUGUUUCCUCCCGUGUUAAUCCCAAAACCACUUUGAACUUUUUUUCCCUUGCUUCCCGUUCUUUUAACUUCCGUUUUACGCUUCGGUCCUAUUGUGUUUUGAUUCUUUUGCUUCUUUCCAAUCAUUCUUCUGCUGCUAGGUUGCUUUUGAUUCGUUUGAUUGAUGGGAAGCUGCCACUUUUCUCUCCUGACAAUCGUACCAUUAAUCAUAUUCAGAUUGCCAGUGCAUUGGCGGAUUUGGAUACCUCUUUUAAGGGGGGCGGGGUUGAUUUGUUGCUGCAUCUCUAUUGCACCCAGUUCAAGAAUGUGGGUUUUACUUGCGCUAUUGAUGUCUUUUUCACACUCGCGGACAAGGGUAUUUUUCCUUCUUUCAAGACUUGCAACUUUUUCUUGAAUUCUUUGGUUAAGGCUGAUGAACUGCAAAAGGCGUGCCAAGUAUUUGAAAUUUUGUCUCGUUCCAUCUCUCUUGAUGUCUACUUGUGUACCACCAUGAUCAAUGGAUUUUGCAAGGGUGGCAGAAUUCAGGACGCCCUCAACCUGUUCUCUACAAUGGAAAGCCUGGGUAUCUCUCCGAAUGUAGUCACCUAUAAUAAUAUUGUCCACGGAUUAUGUAAGAGUGGCAGACUGGAUGAGGCAUUUCAGAUUAAACAGAACAUGACGAAACCGGGAGUUGAACCCAGCCUCAUUACAUAUAGUGUUCUUAUCAAUGGUUUGAUUAAAUUGGAUAAAUUUGCGGAAGCCAAUUCAGUUUUGAAGGAAAUGUCUGAUAAGGGCUUUAUCCCGAAUGAGUUUGUAUAUAAUACAUUAAUUGCUGGCUACUGCAAAAUGGGAAAAAUGGAUGAGGCACUUAGGAUAAAGGAUCGCAUGCUGUUCAAUGGGUUGGAGCCUAAUUCUGUAACAUUCAAUUCGCUUAUGCAGGGUUUUUGCAGGAUUGGCCAAAUGGAGCAUGCUGAGAAUCUUUUAAGGGAAAUGUUAACUAGAGGGUUGUCUAUAAGCAUUGGCUCAUUUAGUUCUGUAAUUCAAUGGUUAUGCUUGAAGUCUAGGUUUGAUUCUGCUCUACGUUUUACCAAGGAAAUGUUGUUGAGAGGUUUAAGGCCCAAUGACGGGCUGAUGACUAUGUUGGUUGGCGGACUUUGCAAGGAAAAAAAGUAUUUCGAGGCUAUUGAGCUUUGGUUUAAUCUUUCUGAGAAAGGAUUUCCUGCUAACAUUGUGACCUCAAAUGCUUUAAUUCAUGGUUUAUGCGAGGCAGGUCAGAUGCAAGAGGUUAUCAGGCUUCUAAAGGAGAUGUCACAGAGGGGCUUGGCAUUGGAUAGCGUCUCAUACAACACACUCAUCUUGAGAUGUUGCAAAGAGGGGAGAGUGGAAGAAGGUUUUAGGUUAAAGGAAGAGAUGUUUAAGCGGGGAAUCCAGCCUGACAUUUACACUUACAAUUUGCUUAUACAUGGCAUUUCAAAUUUGGGGAAAAUGGAAGAUGCUGUCAAGGUUUGGGAUGAAAGCAAAAGACAUGGUUUAGUUUCCAAUGUUUUUACAUAUGCAAUCUUGAUAGAUGGAUAUUGUACAGUUGAUCAAAUUGAGGAGUGUCAAAAUUUGUUGGAUGACUUGGUUGCUAACAAAGUGGAGCCCAACAUUGUUAUUUACAAUACACUGAUUAAUGCUUACUGUAAAAAUGGGAAUAUGAUGUUGGCCUUUCAACUUCGUGAUGACAUGAAAAGCAGGGGCAUCCUACCAAAUAUUGCCACAUAUUCUUCUUUAAUACACGGAAUGUGCAAAUUGGGUCUUCCUGAUGAUGCAAUACAACUUAUUGUGGAAAUGAGAGGUUUGGACUUGUUGCCAAAUGUCAUAUGUUAUACCGCACUAGUUAGCGGUUAUUGUAGGCUAGGUCAGAUGGAUAAAGCUGCGAGUCUUAUUAAAGAAAUGUCUUCUUAUAACGUACAACCGAAUAAAAUUACCUAUACUGUCAUGAUCGAUGGAUACUGCAAAUUGGGUAAUAUGAAAGAAGCCACAAAGCUUCUAACUCAGAUGAUUAAAAAUGGAAUUGCACCAGAUGUUGUCACUUAUAAUGCCUUUAUGAAUGGGUUAUGUAAGGAGGGAAGGGUGGAUGACUCUUUUAGAGUAUGUGAUGGUAUGAAUAGUGAAGGAUUAGCAUUAGAUGAUAUUACAUAUACGACUUUGGUCCAUGGGUGCUAUCAUCCGUCAGCAUUCUCUAAUCAAAAAUGAAGUUCUUGAAAGUUGGGAGCAUGUUUCUGUAUGGAAAGCUUGUUGACUACGGGGCAGUAAUGAUACUUCUCUUUUUAGAAUUCUGUACUGGUUGUUAGACAUCUGAGGUUGUCAGAAGCAAUGGAGUACAAGGCCUUGCUUGGACUUUUAAGGCUGAUGCUGCAGGAUGUGCUUGUGCGGGGGAUGUGAUGACUUUCUUACAUGAUGAAGAUGAUACGGGAGAGAACUUCUCCUGGAUGAAUGGAAGUGCCAUGUAUCACAAUCAAGUUCCUCACUUUCUCCGCAUACAACUAUGUUGCAUAUUGUUUGGGCAAGGACCUAGCGCCUUCCUGUUUUGUGUACGGGCAAAUUGUGUACCAUUCCUUGUUAAUCAAUAGGCAGAGAAGACCUUAUCAGCUAGAUUCCUGUUUUCAGUCUUUGGCCAAGGAGGUGGUAGGUCAACCCCUAAACCUUUUUUCUGUUGGGGGUGAGGAUUUUGAGGUAGGAAUACUGAAUUAGAUUCUGUCAUGUCAUGUAAAUGUCAUAGAAAGAAAUUAUGAUAGCAAGAAAAUGUCAAAUUUGUGAGAUUUUUGAGCUUCAGUGUAAUGCUCUCAAUUUGGGAACGUAUAUAAAUUUGAUUUUGAUUUAGUCUCAAUGGAAACGUAUGUGCAUGCACAAAGUUCUGAAUGGU